Pochonia chlamydosporia 170 is the source of this 567-nucleotide messenger RNA. RefSeq lists its product as hypothetical. NCBI's taxonomy places the organism in Eukaryota, Fungi, Ascomycota, Sordariomycetes, Hypocreales, Clavicipitaceae. The record is from RefSeq and is a predicted model, not a curated record. The coding region runs from base 1 to 567 and encodes 188 amino acids. The transcript has a single exon.
AUGUCAUUUCUAUCCCUCCCCUCAGAACUGCGCAUCGAGAUAUACAAGCUUCUCUUCUUCCCCUCCGGCCCCCUAACGAUCUACGUCCCCCGACCCAUCAUCGACGAUGAAGACGAAGAUUGUUACUCACGGCAUUCCGAGAGGCGAAAGCCCAAGCCAAGCCUCGAAAUAAUCCGCACCAACAAGCAAAUCUACCGAGAAUCUCUCCCCCUUCUGUACCAGGGUUGCAAACUUUGCUUCGUUCCGGAUGAGGCCGUCAUCGCCGAGUUCCUCGAUAACAUGCCAGAAUUUGCACGCUUCAACAUACAGACCGUAGGGAUAAAGCCUCAAGCGAAAAACCUGCAGGAGCAUCCCAGCACGAGGACGAACAAACGUCAAGUGAUUCAGCAAGCUUGUUGGCUCGCUAUCACCGCUUUGAUUGCGGGAUCUUUCCCCAAUCUGCAGCUGUUCGGAGGACACUUGAGCCUUUGGAAGGGCUAUGAGCUGGUGACGGAAUAUGACAGGUGGGUGUGGGUGCCUCUUGAGACGCUGUAUCGUGUGCACAGACCUGCUCAGGCGACGAACUGA